CGCUGUGCUCCCUUCCAGUGGGAGCGGGUGUGCGGUGGGAGCUUUGUGUUCAGAAACAACUGGAGAGAAAACAUGGGCUGAGUUGGUAGCGGCAUGUACAUCCAAUUCUCAAACUCACCGUGCUAAAAUAAACUCGGGAAUGGGAAAUAUACCAGUGAGAAAUCUGGGAAUAAGAGGUAGGGCACAAAAUGAUGAGCACGUCUGAUUUGAGCAGCGCUUUCUCGAAAGAGCCCGAAAACGCAGCCGCCACUUAAAAUAAUAUCCAUUAUUAGAUAUAUUAAUAACCAUAACGUCUGCGAGCUGGAUAGCUGCGCUGCCUGCUGUGGAUUUUCAUUGACUGCCCCAAGUGGCUGACGCCAAUGUCUCCGGCACCAUCCCAGUGAGUGAAGAAAGAGGAGAACAAGGGUCUCCCAGCUCUGCAGAGAUGAAUAAAGCUAAGUACAAGAGUGCUUGAGCAGAAGGCAUCGUGGUGGACAACAGGGCUUCUGUGAUGAUGAUGAUGAUGAUGAUGAUGAUGAUGAUGCUGGCCAUGCCUGCACUCCCCUGGGAAGAAUGGUUUUCUCGGCCGAUAACCCCACCAUGGAGGCAGGGGAAACCAACAGCACCUUCAUAACCUAAACAGAGAAACGUGUGAACCUAUCUCAGCUGCAUCUAGGUGCACAACGUGACAUGGCUGACGUUUCAGCUGAGAACAGUUCCUCUGAUUACCAGGCAUUCAUGGACAGGGGGACACCUACCUUCAGCCCCCAGGACAAUGAGCAGAGUCUCAACCUGCCUCUCCAAAUCUUCUUUCUCAUUGUCAUCAUCUCCAUACUGCUGGUGGCUUUCCUUGGAAAUGUGGUCGUUUGCCUCAUGGUGUACCAAAGGUCCGCCAUGCGCUCGGCCAUCAACAUCCUGCUGGCCAGCUUGGCUUUUGCAGACAUGAUGCUGGCCAUCCUGAACAUGCCCUUUGCCCUGGUCACCGUGGUAACCACUCGCUGGAUCUUUGGAGAUGUUUUCUGUCGGGUGUCAGCCAUGUUCUUCUGGCUUUUUGUCAUUGAAGGUGCCGCAAUUCUACUUAUAAUAAGCAUUGACCGAUUCCUCAUAAUUGUCCAAAAGCAGGACAAACUGAGUCCUUACAGGGCUAAAGUUCUGAUAGGUUUCUCCUGGGUUUUUUCCUUCUGCUUCUCCUUCCCUCUGGCCAUAGGCGAACCAUACCUUCAGGUCCCCUCCAGGGCGCCACAGUGCGUUUUUGGCUACACUACUGAGCCGGGCUACCAUGCCUAUGUGAUCCUCAUUACAUUAGUCUUCUUUUUUGUGCCCUUUAUGGUAAUGCUGUACACUUUCAUGGGCAUCCUCGGUACAGUCCGUCACAACGCAAUUCGCAUCCACAGUCACCCAGACAGCAUCUGCCUGAGCCAGGCCAGCAAGCUGGGUCUCAUGAGCCUGCAGAAGCCCUUCCAGAUGAACAUAGACAUGAGCUUCAAGACACGUGCCUUCACCACCAUCCUCAUUCUCUUUUCAGUCUUCACAGUGUGCUGGGCACCCUUCACCACGUACAGCCUCAUCUCUACCUUCAAUCGGGGCUUCUACAACCGGGCAAACUUUUUUGAAAUCAGCACCUGGCUUCUCUGGCUCUGCUACCUCAAGUCUGCCCUUAACCCUCUCAUUUACUACUGGCGGAUCAAGAAGUUUCGGGACGCUUGCCUUGACCUAAUGCCUAAGUACUUUAAAUUCCUACCGCAACUGCCGGGUCACACGAAGCGAAGGAUUCGUCCCAGUGCCAUCUACGUGUGCGGAGAGCACCGCUCGGUCGUGUGACACCCGGAUCCAAAAGACACCUUCUUUUGCCCCUUCUCUGUUCCGCUUUGUAAGUGUCUGGGAAAUCAUUGUGUAAUUCACCAUUGUUUGAAAGUAUAACAUUGAUUUGACUUAUAAAUGACUGGUUUACAGAAUGUGUAAAUUUACUGUUUAUAUGGAUCCUUCCGAAAGGGUCUAACAAUGAAAUUAUUACUGGUUUCAAUAUUGAUAUUUCUAUUUUGAGCAUCCGUGCCUACAAUUUAGUCUAUGCCAGUUCGAAUGCUGCUAUAUCUGGUGAUAAUGUGCAGUUUCAGUGUACUGUACUUUAACU
This is a messenger RNA of Scleropages formosus (Asian bonytongue), 2110 nucleotides long. RefSeq names its product G protein-coupled receptor 63 (gene gpr63). Bases 670 to 1800 code for a protein of 376 amino acids. Gene Ontology annotation, biological process: G protein-coupled receptor signaling pathway. NCBI's taxonomy places the organism in Eukaryota, Metazoa, Chordata, Actinopteri, Osteoglossiformes, Osteoglossidae. Gene Ontology annotation, molecular function: G protein-coupled receptor activity. The transcript is spliced from 2 exons. Gene Ontology annotation, cellular component: membrane. The record is from RefSeq and is a predicted model, not a curated record.